Molecule: messenger RNA, 1890 nt
Organism: Ogataea haglerorum
Lineage: Eukaryota; Fungi; Ascomycota; Pichiomycetes; Pichiales; Pichiaceae
Exons: 1
Coding region: 1-1890 (629 amino acids)
Biological process (GO): DNA topological change
Cellular component (GO): nucleus
Molecular function (GO): DNA topoisomerase type I (single strand cut, ATP-independent) activity; DNA binding
Source: RefSeq, a predicted model, not a curated record
AUGAGGGUUCUUUGCGUUGCCGAAAAACCGGCCAUUGCAAAAGCUGUGGCUUUCAUCCUUGGAGGGGGGCGGGUAUCCACGCGAGAAACAAAGGUUGGCUGGAUCAAGAACUACGAUUUCGAAUUCAACUUCCCGCAGUUCGGAAGCUGCCAGGUUACGAUGACGGCAGUGACUGGCCACAUUACCAGGAUAGAUUUUCCUGAAAAUUACGGCUGGGGCAAAUGCGAGCACUCGAGUCUAUUUGACGCCCCAGUUCUCACAAAAUAUACUGACAAGAAUUCCAUGAACAUUGCCAAGAAUAUCACUGACGAAGCUUCACGAUCUAAUAUUCUCAUGAUAUGGACAGAUUGCGAUCGAGAGGGAGAAUACAUUGGGUACGAGAUUAUGGAACAGGCAAAAAAGAAGAACCCGAGCAUAAAUAUGGAGACCACCCAGCGAGCGCACUUCUCCCAUCUUGAACGGUCGCAUGUGAUUCGGGCUGCGUGCAAUACCACGAAGUUAGAUCAAAAGGCGAUCGACGCUGUGCUGACACGCAUGGAGCUCGACUUGCGUACUGGAUCCAGUUUCACGCGACUUCUCACGGAUUUGUUCAGAAGAACUUUCAGAUAUGACAACGUUGUGUCAUAUGGAGGAUGCCAGUUUCCUACCCUUGGUUUUGUGGUUGACCGGUACAAACGAAUCAAAAACUUUGUGCCCGAGGAUUUCUGGUAUUUGAAUCUCGCUUUCAAAAAGAAGAAUGACAAAGCCAAAGGAACAACACCUGCCACAUGGACUAGAGGUCAUCUGUUCGAUAGAUUUGCGGCCCUAUGCAUAUACCAAAAUUGUAUCGAGAUGGAUGGAAAUGAGGCGACGGUGGUAUCGCUCGACACAAAGCCAACGUCAAAUUGGGCUCCUUUGCCGCUAACAACAGUCGAGAUGCAGAAAGACUGUGCUAGAUUCUUCAAAUUCAGUGCAAAGCAAACGCUCACCAUUGCGGAAAAACUGUACAAUUCUGGAUUUAUUUCUUAUCCCAGGACAGAGACCGACCGAUUUCCCAAAAACAUGGAUCUGAAAAAACUGAUUCAGUUGCAAACACAAUCCCACACAUGGGGACAGUAUGCCCAAAUGCUAUUAAACGAUGGUACCAAAUUCAGGCAGCCGAGAGAGGGCUCCCACGACGACAAAGCUCACCCUCCUAUUCAUCCAGUUAUUUUCACGAGCGGUGAGUCACUGAAUGCAAACGAGCGCAAGCUCUACGAAUAUGUGGUGCGCCGGUUUUUGGGGUGUUGCUCUAGAGAUGCGACCGGUUUGAGAACUAGUUUGACUCUCAAAUGGGGGACAGAAACUUUCACGACUUCUGGACUAGUUGUCAAGGAACUCAACUAUUUGGAAGUGUAUGUCUACAACUCGUGGGAGUCUUCCAAGUCCAAGAUUCCUGAAGUCCAAGCCGGUGAUAAGGUGGCUCUAACCUCUGCACAGCUAUCCACAGGAAAAACAUCACCACCGAGCCCUCUCACCGAGCCUGAACUGAUUGCCCUGAUGGAUAUCAACGGAAUUGGGACCGAUGCAACAAUCGCAGAGCAUAUUGAGAAGAUUAUAGAGCGCUCAUAUGUCACCAAAGAGGAUCAGGGCCGCGGAAAAUCCAAGUCCAAGGUUCUGAUUCCAACAGAGCUCGGCUACGCCUUGGCAGAAGGAUUUAGCCAGAUUGGCUUUGAUAGCAUGUCCUUGACUAAACCUUUCUUACGCAGAAACCUUGAGGUCAAACUGAAGGCAAUUUGCGAAGGAUCCAUUCACAGAGAACAGGUGCUCCAUGAAAUAGGGUCCAUGUAUCGCGAAGCUUUUGCUUUGACCAGCCGAAGCUCACGUCUCCUGGCGGACAGUUACCGGACUGUAACAGCCAGUAACGCUUAG